This is a messenger RNA of Telopea speciosissima, 1393 nucleotides long. RefSeq names its product aspartyl protease AED3-like. Bases 40 to 1353 code for a protein of 437 amino acids. The record is from RefSeq and is a predicted model, not a curated record. Gene Ontology annotation, molecular function: aspartic-type endopeptidase activity. Lineage: Eukaryota; Viridiplantae; Streptophyta; Magnoliopsida; Proteales; Proteaceae. The transcript has a single exon. Gene Ontology annotation, biological process: proteolysis.
AUAAGCUAAAAUCCUUCUACUCUUAUCAAAGUUCCAACCAUGAAGAAAACUCCAACACUCCCUCUACUCCUCUCCCUCUUAGUAGCCCUUCUAUGCCUCUACCCUUCUCAGGGCUCUACCCUCAACUGUGGCUCCUCUGACCAUAGCUCCACCCUUGAGGUCAUGCAUGUCUACAGCCCAUGCUCCCCUUUCCGGUCCAAGAAACCCCUCUCUUGGGAACAAACCAUCCUCGACGUGGCUGCGAAAGACGAAGCCCGGCUACUCUAUCUCUCUAGCCUUGUCGGUCGGAGAUCCACAGUCCCGAUUGCCUCGGGCCGGCAGAUUGUCCAGAGCCCAACCUACAUUGUCCGGGCCAAGUUCGGAACUCCAGCCCAGCCCAUGUUUUUGGCCAUGGACACCAGCAGUGAUACCGGUUGGGUUCCCUGCACCGGCUGUGUAGGAUGUUCUUCUAGCGUUUUUAACACUGCCAAGUCAUCAACUUACAAACCCGUUGGAUGCUCCGCCCCACAAUGCAAACAGGUCCCGAACCCGACUUGCGGCGGCACCUCUUGCUCCUUCAACCUCACAUACGGCUCCGCCGCCAUCGCCGCCACUGUCUCCCAGGACAACUUAGCACUUGCCCAGGACCCCGUCCCCAACUACUCCUUCGGCUGCAUUAAAGCGGCGACCGGAAACCAAGUGCCGCCACAGGGAAUACUCGGACUCGGGCGAGGCCCUAUGUCGCUUCUCUCACAAACCAAGUCCCUCUACCAAUCCACGUUCUCCUAUUGCUUGCCGGAUUUCCGGUCCGCCAACUUUUCCGGUUCACUCCGGCUCGGACCAGUUUCUCAACCACAACUAAUCAAAUUCACCCCACUUCUCACCAACCCAAGAAGGUCCUCCCUCUACUACGUCAACAUGAUUGGCAUCAGCGUUGGCCGCCGGCUAGUCAAUAUCCCACCGAGCGCAUUGGCAUUCGACACAACCACUGGUGCCGGAACCAUAUUUGACUCCGGCACAGUCUUCACCCGGCUGGUCCAACCGGCCUACAUCCCGGUGAGAGAUGAAUUCCGGAGACGGGUUAAGGCCGGACCGGUAUCGUCAUUGGGUGGGUUUGAUACCUGUUAUUUACAGCCGGUCGUGUCACCGGUGAUUACACUACAUUUCACGGGGUUUAACAUGACAUUGCCGCCGGAGAACUUUUUGAUACAUAGCACGGCAGGGAGUAUAACUUGUUUGGCCAUGGCGGCUUCGCCGGAUAACAUGAAUUCGGUGUUGAAUGUGAUAGCGAACAUGCAACAGCAGAACCAUAGGGUACUUUACGAUGUGCCCAACUCAAGGGUGGGUGUAGCACGUGAAUCCUGCACCCGUUGAGACAGAUACACAGAGAGAGAGAGAGAGAGAGAGAGACUGU